This is a messenger RNA of Hemisphaericaspora subhashii, 1926 nucleotides long. RefSeq names its product MFS transporter. Lineage: Eukaryota; Fungi; Ascomycota; Pichiomycetes; Serinales; Debaryomycetaceae. The record is from RefSeq and is a predicted model, not a curated record. The transcript has a single exon. Bases 1 to 1926 code for a protein of 641 amino acids. Gene Ontology annotation, biological process: transmembrane transport. Gene Ontology annotation, molecular function: transmembrane transporter activity.
AUGGAUUCUCGUGAUUCUACAUUAGAUAACGCAAGUGUUGAUUCUGAAAAAGUUAGAUCCUUUGGUGAUGCUUUAGCAGAACAACAACAACAAUUACCACAACACAAUUUAGCUAUACAUAGAACUAGAAGUAUAAUAGAAAAGAUUCGUUCUCAUGAAUCUCAAGAAGAUCAAGAAGAAUUAAAAAGAUUAGUCACCAACAAUAAAGGGGUUGAAAGAAUUAUAUCUGAUUUACAAGAAGGUAUUGGUGCUUUAGGUCCUCUUGAACAAGCUUAUGAUAUUAAAAAAAUUGAAACCCAUCCAGACCCACUUUCAGAUUUUAAUGAAGCUGAUCCUUGGAAAUAUCCCCUUGAUUCAGAAUCUGGUUUAAGAAUUGUUGAAUGGGUACCACAAGAUAAACAAAGUCCCAAAAAUAUUUCAAGAGCUCUUAAAUGGACUUAUACUGGUUUAUUAGGAGCAAUUUGUUUCGUCGUUGCCCUUGGUUCUGCAAUCGUCACUGGGGAUUUAGAAAGACCUGCUGAACAUUUUGGUGUUUCUAUGGAAGUUAUUAUUUUAUCAUCAGUUACUGUUUUCGUUAUUGGUUUCGGUGUCGGUCCCUUAGUCUUUGCUCCAAUGUCAGAAGAAGUUGGUAGAAAACCAAUUUAUGUAGCAACAUUAGCGGUGGCUUUAGUUUUCAUUGUUCCUUGUGGUGCUGCCCAAAAUAUUGGUACUUUACUCGUUUGUCGUUUAAUUGAUGGUAUUGCCUUUAGUGCUCCAAUGACUCUUAUUGGUGGUUCUUUAGCUGAUAUUUGGGAAGGUCCAGAACGUGGUACUGCUAUGGCUAUCUUCUCAGCUGCUCCAUUCUUAGGUCCAGUCUGUGGUCCUAUCUUUGGUGGUCUUCUUGCUGAUCAUGCUCCUACUUGGAGAUGGAUCUACUGGACGUUCUUAAUCAUUGCUGGUUUCUUUUAUAUUGUUUUCAUUAGUAUUGUCCCAGAAACUCAUCAUGGUAUUUUAUUAAAAAAGAGAGCUAAGAAAUUAAGAAAAGAAACUGGUGAUUCAAGAUAUAGAACUUUAAGUGAAUUACAGAUUAGGACUUUUAAUGAAGUUGCAAAAACUUCCCUUUUAAGACCAUUUAUUUUAUUACGUGAAUUAAUUGUCUUUUUAAUGACUAUGUAUAUGUCUGUUGUUUAUGGUUUACUUUAUAUGUUCUUCUUUGCUUAUCCAAUGGUUUUCCAAGAAGGUAAAGGAUUCUCAGCUUCUUUAACUGGUGUUAUGUUUAUUCCAAUUGGUGGUGGUGUUAUUUUAGCUACUUGUGCUGCUCCGUUCUUUAAUGCUGAUUAUAAUAGAAGAGCUCAAGUAUACAGAGAUAGAGGAGAACUCCCACCAGCUGAAUUAAGAUUGAUUCCAAUGAUGAUCGGAUGUUGGUUUGUUCCAGUAUCACUUUUCGCAUUUGCUUGGUCUUCAUACCCAACUAUUUCUUGGGCUGGUCCAUGUUUCGCAGGUUUAGGUGCUGGUUUCGGUUUCUGUACAUUAUAUAAUCCAGCUAAUAAUUAUAUUGUUGAUUCUUAUCAACAUUAUGCUGCAAGUGCUUUAGCAGCAAAGACAUUUGUCAGAUCAAUUUGGGGUGCAUGUGUUCCAUUAUUUACAAUUCAAAUGUAUCACAGAUUAGGUUAUGAAUGGGCAUCAACUUUAAUGGCUUUUAUUUCCUUAGGAUGUUGUUUAAUUCCAUUCUUAUUUUACAGAUAUGGUGCUAAGAUUAGAACUUAUUCCAAAUAUGCUUAUGCNCUUAUGCACCACCUGCCGGAACUAAAGCUCCAGAUGUGGAACAAGAUUACGGACAUUAAAGAUUAUAAUUGUUUAAAGAAAUCUUGUUUAUACUCAUAUACCCUUACCUUUCCUCCCCCACCACUCCCCCAUUUGCAUUUAGAAUUUUUGAUUAUUAUAUAA